CCCCGUCUCUCUCUCUUUUUUUUAUUUUUUUCUACUGCUCCAUCCUUAAAACUGCAGCCGGUCCUCCUCUGAACUCCCAGAAAAGCCUUCGUAGGAGUAGCUGGAGGCAGAGCUGAGCUGAGAUCCAUCAUGAGGCUGGGAACUGUGGUUUGCUUUUGCAUCUUCGUGGUGCUGUCGGACUGCGCGCCUCCGACCUGCUACUCCAGAGCGCUGAGCCUGAGCAAAGAGAUCAUGACGCUGCUGGAUAAAAUACACACUUACCAUCGCACGAAAACGUGCGCUGAGGUUCUGCCUACGAUCUUCCUGGAUGUGCAUAACUCCUGCGUCACCACCAAGCUGCGUGACUUUCUGUACGUGGUGUUAAACCAUCCCAACCAGUACUGCAGGGAGCGACCCAGAAUGGUGCUGCUGAAACGUAAAAUCCAGAACCUCUACACCAUCAUCACCAAACUGUGUUAUCGGGACUUGGUGUUUUUCACGGAUGACUGCGAGGCUAUUGACACCGGCCACAGCAGGCCUCACUAUGCCGAGGACAGGCUUCAGCUGCUGCAGGAGGAGAGAUGAGCGGCACGCAAACAAGACGACAGAUACACACUAUUUAAAGAAAGCACCCCAUAGUAGCUGUAUGUAGAAUGGUAAAGCGUGUACAAUAACAUGGAUGUUGGCUUUGCUGUUACCCUAGUUGGCCGUACAUGUUGGUGGACAUGUGUGGUUACAUUCCAGCAAAGAGGGCAGAACUUUCCACAGGAAAUUUGCUGAAUGCCAACCAUACCGACGAAAACCUCGAAAUAAUAAACCAAUAAGAGAUGCUUGUGAGCCGGGCUUAGCCUCUGCUUACUUACCAGAGCUGAUCAAAGCUUCGUGUGUCGUUAAGAGAAAUAUGUUGUGUUGCUUUAACCUUUAGUGCCACUAACACACCUUAAAGGAGCACUAUGCUGCAUUUUGUAAACACCUGAGCACUUUAACAUGGUGGUUAAAAGGGUUACGUAAGAAAUAGAUGUCUCAGCUUUGGUUUCUCACAUGUACAGUGUGUUCCUUGUGGAUUUUCUUGUGUAGACAGUUUUACACCAAAAGAGUUAUGACAGUGCUGCUGCUGCUGCUGCUGCUUCGACUGAAGCUGAAUGAAAUUAGUGUUUUACGGGCUGAAGCAGAAUGAAAAUGAAAGAAUAGAUCCAUCUCUGUCAUACACACAGUAGAAGCUUGUUCUCUUUCAUUUACACCUAUUAUGAAGAUACAGUAUCUCUUUUAUGUAAUAAACCUCAUGCUUACGUACCAGU
This is a messenger RNA of Amphiprion ocellaris (clown anemonefish), 1277 nucleotides long. RefSeq names its product cytokine-like protein 1 (gene cytl1). Bases 130 to 564 code for a protein of 144 amino acids. Gene Ontology annotation, biological process: positive regulation of transcription by RNA polymerase II. The record is from RefSeq and is a predicted model, not a curated record. The transcript is spliced from 4 exons. Lineage: Eukaryota; Metazoa; Chordata; Actinopteri; Pomacentridae.